AUGGCGGGUCCAUCACAGUCCUCCUACCAGCCGCCGGCCGCGGUGCGCAAAGGAGGGGAAGCGGAAAUCAAAAACGUAUCGACGGGCAUGACGAGGCCGCUGUACACUUCUUGCGCCGAACAUCACCUCGCGCAGGAGAGGAUCCGGGAGCAGAAGCAGAGGGUGGAGAACGAGAGGAGAGACAGUUCGGGCACGAGACAGGGACGACCGAGGUUUUUGACGCUCAAUACGUUACCCAGGAUGCCUUCGACGAGCCCGGCGGUGCACAAGCGUGAUACAAUGCCGUCACCGUUCAUGCGCUUGCCGACCGAGAUACGCCUGCAGAUAUAUGCGCUGCUUGUGCUCCCACGCAAAGCGUCGGAUCUGCUGCCGUCCUACCAGAAAGUCACAGCGAGCACCAUCGACUACUUCGACUACGACAAGAAACAAACCGGCUCCGAGCGGGCAGCCGUCACAGCAGACCUCUCCCACCCCUUCAUCCACAUCCGCACCAUCGACCCCAAGGCCUACAAAUCCCUCCAUCCCCCCACCAAACCCUCCCACACCCGCAGCACCUACAGCGUGCGCGCCGACCGCUUCCAAGCCCGCUGCAUGAGCACGACGUACCACGCGAUCAACAACCCGCGCCUCGAAGACAACCUCUCCAUCCUGGGCACGUGCAAACAAAUCCACGCCGAAGCCGCCGAGCUGCUCUACUCCUCCUACACCUUCGACUUCGACACGCACAUCGAAGCCCUCAUCCCCUUCCUCUCCGACCUGACCCCCUUCGCGCGGAGCUGCAUCAAGAACCUCCGCAUCGUCAAACGCGCCCUGCCGUAUUGCAAGGAAUUCGAUAAAUGCGAGUGGUCCAACGCUCUGCGGUACCUCACGUCCACGAGCAAUAACAUCUCGCUGCGUCGGCUGGAGCUCGGCGUCGUGGCGGGGCGGCCGGGGGAGAACGGCUGGGAUCGCGUGGCGCGGUACUCCGCGGGGGAUUUCGAGUUGCUGCACCAGUUGGAUGGCAUGGAGUGGAUGCAGUAUCUGCUCGAGGUGCAGGGGCUCCAGGAGCUGGACGUGCAGGCGGUGGUGGAGCAUUGUCCGCCCGUGACGAGCAGUUCGGCCAUGGCGAGUUAUGUGCGGUUUUCGGCGAGUGUGGAGGGGGGGUUUGGGGAGUUUUUGAGGGGACGGUUGCUUGGGGCGAGGAAUGCUGUGAGAUGA
Zasmidium cellare ATCC 36951 is the source of this 1197-nucleotide messenger RNA. RefSeq lists its product as uncharacterized. The record is from RefSeq and is a predicted model, not a curated record. Bases 1 to 1197 code for a protein of 398 amino acids. Lineage: Eukaryota; Fungi; Ascomycota; Dothideomycetes; Mycosphaerellales; Mycosphaerellaceae. The transcript has a single exon.